UCUCAUCCUCAAUAGUACCUUUCUGCUCAUAGCCCUCCGCGAUUCGCUCCCCCUCUUCUUGCUGUUCCUUCGUGAAGCGCACAUUGAAGACUUCGCAGGUCGCCGGAAAGACUUUGACAUCAUCCGACGUUGAUCGUGUCCACAAUGGGGCUCCUGCUCAUUGCUCCAGUAAUCAUGAUCCUCGUGGCGUGCGGUCAUCCCCUCAGAAAUGGUGGCAUGCUCGCGACGGCGUUGGAUGCCCAAGCUUCCCAAUUCGCUGCUGCGGCUGCAUCAUCCUCGUCGACUGUCGGAGCAGCUUCUUCAUCUGAUCUCAGCUUCUCGGGAAGGCUCUGGCAUAGGCGGACUUCCGCCGGAGUAGAGGAACCGGGGCCCAAUCAUUGGGACGGAAGCUUGGCGACCGUGGACGAGCAGGGAAAACUGCAUCUUACGAUCUUCAGGAACGCACAGGGAGGGUGGUCAUGCGCCGAGGUGUCAUCUCCCAUAAACGGCCUGCACGAGAACGUGCUGCUCGGGCUUUUCACCUACGCCGAUGACGCACAAAGCGAGCUGUCCAACCCCCAUCGCGAGUUCGACGUGGAGGUGGCCAAGUGGGGCGUUGCCAGCGACGCCACCAACACCCAGUACGCCGUCCAGCCGUACCAGCUGCCGGGCCAACGCCUCCGCUUCACGGUCGCCGGGCAGGACUCCGCGAUCUAUACAAUGACUUGGUCGCCCAGCUCUGUGUCCUGGACCAGCACCUCCGCCUCUUCGGGGGCGGUUCUCCAAACAUGGUCCUUCGAAAGCUCGCCAGAGGUGGGCGCCGUGCCAUCACCCGGCAGCGAGGUGUUCCACAUAAACCUCUGGCUGUUCGAAGCCAGCCUGCCUCAAGACCACGCGGAUGUGGAGGUUGUCAUCGACUCCUUCUCCUUCACACCUCUCAAGGCACCGGGUCGGAAGCUCUUAUCACUCCAACGGCUUCGCCGGCAUCGUGGCCAGCGCUCAGCAUCAUCACCGUGAUUCAGGAUCAUCUUGACGGGUUGAAACCGUUGAAUUGGAUAUUUAUUGCGCAUGUGUUCAUUUGAGGGCUGAUAAAAACAGUCCACUUUG
Chara braunii is the source of this 1086-nucleotide messenger RNA. NCBI's taxonomy places the organism in Eukaryota, Viridiplantae, Streptophyta, Charophyceae, Charales, Characeae. The record is from the annotation of a GenBank genome assembly.